Molecule: messenger RNA, 2476 nt
Organism: Labeo rohita (rohu)
Lineage: Eukaryota; Metazoa; Chordata; Actinopteri; Cypriniformes; Cyprinidae
Product: calcium-responsive transactivator-like
Exons: 12
Coding region: 303-1394 (363 amino acids)
Biological process (GO): positive regulation of transcription by RNA polymerase II; positive regulation of dendrite morphogenesis
Cellular component (GO): nucleus
Molecular function (GO): transcription coactivator activity
Source: RefSeq, a predicted model, not a curated record
UGUCAGCGCACGGAGGCGUUUGAGCGCGCAGUGUGGCAAAAAACAAAACAAACCAUAUUUCACUGUCUGCAUGAAGUUACAAAAUGCCCGUUCUCUUUGUUCACUCAAAGGAGCCGUUCACGAACAUCACUGUGGCUUUGUCCGUCGUUUCCGUGGGAAAAUGACGUAUUCUAUUGGUGAAUCCAAAACAGCGUGACGGACCGCACCGGCCCAAUAGAGUCGAAUAGAUUAUACCAAGAGAGACAGGAGGAGCUGUGCGUCCGAGGGGGAAAGGAGAGGUCACACAACAAACCAUACAGAAGAUGCUGGAUGAAAAUCAUCACCUGAUACAGUGCAUCAUGGACUAUCAGAGCAAAGGCAAAACAGCUGAAUGUACACAGUAUCAGCAGAUUUUGCACAGAAACUUGGUCUACCUAGCAACGAUAGCAGACUCUAAUCAGAAUAUGCAGUCUCUUUUACCAGCGCCUCCCAACCCCAAUCUAAAUAUAGGUCCAGGUGGUGGAGGUCAGUCUCUGCACUCUCAGACUAAUAUGAAUGAUAGUAUGGGCACUGGCUUGCCACCCACCUCACUAAUGCAGAGCCAAAUGAGCAAUGGCCCCAGCCACGCCCCCACGCAGCAGCAGCCCAGCACAUCCAUGAGCCUGCCCGCCAGCAGCCAUGGCACGGGGCCUGGGUACAGCCACUCGGUGCCUACCUCUCAGGGUCAGGUGGCCUAUUCGUCCAUGGCCUCUCGUGCCAACCUCAACAUGCAGUCCAGCCAAGUUUCUAUGAUGCAUCAGCAAGGCACUGGACCCCAUUACUCGUCCACCACAGCAGGGGGUCAGCAUUACCAGGGGCAGCAGACUGGAAUAAUGGGACAGGGAAACCAAGGGAACAGCAUGAUGUCACAAAGGCCCAUGGGAAGUUAUCGUGCCCCACAGCAAGGAUCAGCCCCGCAGUACAUGGGCCAGGACGAGUUCUACGGAGAGCAGUAUGGACACGCUCAGAGCUCCAGCGAGCCUGUUAGCCAACAGUAUUACUCAGAUGGUCAUGGGGAGUAUUCCUAUCAGCAGUCUUCCUAUGGAGAACAGAGUUAUGAGAGACCCUUUGACGAGUCGUCACAACACUAUUACGAAGGCGGAAACUCUCAGUACAGCCAACAGCAGACGCAGUACCAGCAGGGCUCUGGGACGCACCAGACGUUCAGCCAACAGCAGUACCCGUCCCAAGCCGGCUACAGCGCUCAACCUCAGGGAUACGGUCCAGGGCAGGGCGGCUCUUCCCAAUAUCCUCAGUAUCAGCAGGGCCAGAGUCAGCAGUACCCAUCAUACCGCUCCAUACAGCCAGGACCAGCCGCUCAGUCACAGAGGUCCUACCCUUUUGAACAGGGCCAGUAUGGAAACUAUCAGCAAUAAAGAGACACAUGGUAGGAAACAUGGGUAAUGUUGGGGGCAGGCUUUUGUGUACAUCCCUCUCUACGCUGAACAACAGAGGAUUCUCCACCAGCCCUGGCUCACAGGCUUGAUACGGAAUCAAAAUCAAACUCUAUAAACGGUGACCUUUUCGAGUGAUAAAUAAAUGACAUUUGUUACCAGGGUCUGGAGGUUAUUUUUUAAUCCUACUUUUGUCAUACAGGAUAGCUUAUUUUCUAUACCAGCACACAGAAGCGUCAGAUACUUUUGCUUUUUUGUGGAAUCAUUUGUUUAUUUUGCACUUUAAGUUUUGCCGAUUGUCUGAAUGGACGGGUGAGUGGAUGGCACAAAUGGAAAUAAUGAUCUACCACAGAUAUCCAUUUUUAUUUUAUUAUUUAUUUAGUUUCAUUUAUUUAUCAAGGGAACGCAAAAUUGCAGACAAAGAGCCAAAGUUCAGAUUUACUCAUAUAAUAUGUUGUAUAUAGAUUUCUUUUUUGGAAUCCUCGCGCGUAUAUUUAUUUCUGUGUAUAGUACGAUCUUCUUCUGCAGUUUAAUGCGUGACAUGACGGCGUGAUGUUGUUCUCAUCAUGUUUUAGGCGACUGAGUGUUUAGAAUGUAGACAUUUUCAUGCCUUACACUGUAUACGGUAUCAUAUGAACAAAUGUUAGGGUUAUUUAUGCCUAAAAAAAAAAACAAAAAACAUUUUUAAUGGUAGUUACAGAUGGAUUUACCCAUAAGGGGACAGCACACUCAAAAACUGUGGCAAAUUGACAUUAAAGAUAAUUAUGACUGGCUGUUAAACAGCUUUUAUACCAUAUUGCACAAAUAAACUGUGACAAUCGCGGGAUACUCGUGUUUAUUUAGCUAAAUGUAUUGUUUUCUGUAAUUUGAUUACUGAUAUUGAGUAUGCAUAUGCAGUAUGUAGUAUACGCACUUGUGUGAAAACAUCUAGUUAGCACAAUUGUAAAGACUUUUGUGAUCAUUUAAACAAAUAUCUUACAUCUCCAUCUUCACUGUUCUGUAAUAUAUGGAGGGUUUUUUUUUUAUUGGUCAAAAUAAAAAAUAAAUGAAUUUCCAUCCCUGUC